AUGCCGCAAGCUGAGGUCGUCAUUGACCCGCUCGAGCUUGGCGACAUCACCGACUAUUCGGGCACUACCCCACUUGGACCCAACGAGUUGGUCCCGAUCCUCCGCGCUCGCUUCCUCGAAGGGAUACCGUACACCGCCAUCUCACCCCGCGUGUUGGUAGCCGUCAACCCACACCAGCAUAUUCAUGCCAACUCGGAUGCGACAUUGCUCGACUGGGCCGCCGAGUAUGCCGACUGUGGAUCUGAAGGGGUCAGGGGGCGACUCGGACCACACAUUUGGGCUCUGAGUGGCAGGGCGUACUACCACAUGCGACGGACAGGUCAGGAUCAGGUCGUCAUACUCAGGUCAGUGUCGUAUAGCCUCUUCUCGUCUUGUCACCACGACCAGAUACCCUCGCUCGCAUGGACCCUCUCGGGGAGGGGUAUGUGCUCGGCCCUGUCCGUCUGGAACAUUUGCUGAUGCUGUCCGACGCUUGCGUUCCUCUCGAAACAGUGGAGAGACCGGAUCGGGCAAGACGGAGAUGGCCCGACUCAUGAUCAAGUCAUUCAUCGACCUUUCGCUGCCACCGGUCGGAAAGAAAGGGUCGAAACUCGCUACAUCGAUCCCCUCGGCCUUUUUCAUCCUCGAUUCGUUCGGUCAUGCCUCGGCAAUCCACAACACCAACGCAUCUCGAUUUGGACGAUAUACAGAGUUGCAGUUCUCGGAAAAAGGUCGAGUCAUUGGUCUCAAGGGUCUGGAGUACUACCUCGAAAAGUCUCGUGUCACCUCUCCCGUCGUUGGCGAGCGGAAUUUUCACGCCUUCUACUAUCUCCUUUCCGGUGCCCGGCCAGAGGAGCGAGCCCACCUCAAGCUCGACGAGGCGACCUCUUUCAAGUACCUAUCACAUAAUCGCAUUUCGACGUCGGGUUCAUCGGCGGAUGCCACUCGCUUCAACCAGCUCAAGGAUGCCUUCAAGGCCGUCGGUUUCCCCAAAAAGGCCGUCGCUUCGGUCCUGCAGAUCCUCGCGGCCAUUCUUCACCUCGGCAACAUUGAAUUCCACCUCGACAAGAACCGGAAUGCGGACUCUGCGGUUGUCAAGAACGUGCGCAUGCUCGAGACGGCAGCCGAGUUCUUGGGUGUCGAAGCGUCCGAGCUCGAGUUUGCUCUGACAAACAAGGCGACGAUGGUCAGUGGCGAGCGAUGUGCCAUCUUUCUCGACGCCGACGGAGCAGCCUCGAAUCGAGAUGAUCUUGCACAAUCGCUGUACUCGCUCUUGUUCAGCUGGAUCAGUGAAUUCCUCAACGAGAAGCUGUGCCGCGACGACUUUUCCACCUUCAUCUCGCUCGUCGAUCUCCCCGGACCUGUGCAGUCCUCAUCGGCGGCUCACCGCGAAGGUGCCGGUCUCGAUGCAUUCACGUUCAACUUGGCUGCGGAGCGUAUGUACAGCUUCACGAUGGAGCAGCUUUUCGAAGGUCAAAAGGCGGAAUAUGUCGCAGAAGGCCUCGAACAGAGCUUGCCAGGCCUCAGGACAGCUUAUCGCUCAAACUCAGAGACGACCCGACUGUUGACGACGCACCCGGGUGGACUGGUCCACAUCAUUGAUGACCAGAGCCGAAGGCGGGGUAAGACAGAAGCGACGAUGUUGAGCGCCAUGUCAAAGCGCUGGGGAAAGCACGCUGGCUUCGAGGUCAAGGAGAGCAAUGCUGCGGCGGGUCGAGCUGGCUCAUUCACCGUCGCCCACUGGGAUGGACCAGUCACAUACUCGGCCGAGAAUCUGCUCGGCGACAACUCGGCUGGCGUCUCUCCAAACUUUGUCACGCUCCUCGCUGGAUCGCAACCCAAGAUUGGUGUUCACGGGCGAACCACACCGAGCACUCGUGACCAGCUCUCGACAGGUGGCUCGACAUUCUCCUUUGUUCGACAACUCUUCACGAGUGGUGCUCUCGAAACGGUCGCCCACCCUCGGAAUGAGAACACGAUCGUUGAGGUCACCCAGAAAGUCACUCCACGGCGUGCACCCUCGACCCGACGACCAAGAGGACGUGUCAAUCCUUUCGCCGAUCCCAGCGUCGAGGUCGAUGAGGUCGAUGCCGCUGCCGCCACAACAAAGACCGAGUUCAAGCCGAGCGCAGGCCGCUCGAUCGUUCGCGACGUUAAAGAUUCGCUGUCGCUCUUGCUGACCACCAUCGCCUCGACCAAGUCAUGGCACGUCUAUUGCCUGCGGCCCAACGAUGCCCAACUGCCGAACCAGGUUGAUGCCCGUCUGCUCAAACACCAGGUUCGAGCGUUGGGACUGGCGGAACUUGCGCAAAGGUUACGAGGGGAAUGGCUCGUCAACUUGGAGAUCAAGGAAUGGUGGGAUCGCUACUCUGGGACGCCGGCACUCAUGCAAGCGAAACAGGUGCUCGCUCCAUUGAUGUACCGUGACAAGGCAGUCAAGGCGCGCGAGAUCUUGGGCUUUUCUCACAGCGACAUGGCCAUUGGCGAGACCAAGGUGUUCCUCAACGAUGGUGCAUUCCGGUACCUUGAGGACUUUACUCGGGCGACCGAUCCGGAGGAACAGGCGCGCAAUCGCGAGAAGCUUGAUCGGGAUGCCUCGCAAGUGCCCGUCGACACCUUUUCACCGUACCUCAUGGCCGAUGCUGCCCAUCACGCCAGUAUUGGUAAUUUUGGGCCAUACGAUUCGGACGCUGCAUUGCCGCUCGUGCAUCCGGGUGGAUUGGGUUACUACGCCGAAUCGGAUCUUGACUACGAUCCCAAGGGUUACUUUGACGAAGGCGAUGGGCGGGCAAGCGCGUGGGACGACGAUCGCUCGAUGGACCCCUCUUCGGGUUUCACGAACGGCAACGCCUUGUUUGAAGGCAAGAACGCUCUCGAUACCGAGGAACGAGAUGGAGAGCACCACGAGACGGUCGAAGAGGUUCGCACGAGCGCGAGCCGCAAGCGCUGGAUUGCCUUGACUUGGAUGUUCACCUGGUGGAUCCCGUCGUUCUGCCUGUCGCGAGUCGGUGGGAUGAAACGCCGCGAUGUGCGCAUGGCAUGGCGCGAGAAGCUGUUGAUCAACAUGAUCAUCUGGUUCAUUUGCGGCUGCGCCAUCUUUGUCAUCGUUGUGCUCGGCAACCUGAUUUGUCCGAGGGAGUACGUGUUUUCGACGGGUGAGCUAUCGUCGCAAUCCUAUUCGAACGAUCCGGACAACAUGCUCGUCGCAAUCCGAGGCGAGGUCUUUGACUUGACGAGCUUCGCGCCUAAGCAUCAACCUGGAACGAGCGUCAUUCCGAUCCGGUCGAUUCAGAAGUACGGUGGGACGGAUGCGACGAGCAUCUUCCCCGUGCAGGUCAGUGCAUUGUGCAACGGCGUCACGGGCACGGUUAGCCCCUGGGUCACGCUCAGCUCGACGAAUCAGACGAGCAAUACGGUGGCCCAGUAUCACGACUUCCGUGCCUCGACAACCGACUCCAGGCCGGAUUGGUAUACCGAGAGUGAGUGAUCUGUGGGUCAGUGGUAGGAUCUUCAGCGGUCGAGAGCUAACCCCAGCGUGGACCCAUUCUCUGCAGCCAUGAUUUACCUGCGAUAUAAUUUCCGCAAGGGCUUUAAGGGGUACACGCCUAAGAUGCUCAAGUCCCAGGCCAGCUCGGGCAAUAACAUUGCGGUCAUCGACGGCAUGGUCUACGACUUGACGACCUAUGUCACCAAUGGUGGCGGAGGCGUCUCGGUUCCAACGGGUCAAGUCGCACCGAACAAUAUCGAUCGCGCGUUCAUGUCUGGACAGGUCGUGGAGCUGUUUACGACCAACGCCGGCACCGACAUCACCACGCUCAUCAACCGACUCAACCUCGACGCCACGGUACUGGCUCGCCAAAAGAUCUGCUUGCGCAACCUCUUCCUCGUUGGCAAAGUCGACAACCGUCAAUCGGUGCAGUGCAAAUUUUCAGAGUACAUCCUCAUCGCCCUUUCAUGCUUCAUGGUCGCCAUUAUCGGGUUCAAAUUCCUCGCGGCCUUGCAGUUCGGUCGCGCGCGCAAGCCCGAGAACUAUGACAAGUUUGUCAUCUGUCAAGUACCAUGCUACACCGAGGGCGAGGACUCGCUACGAGCGUGCAUCGACUCGUUGACCAAGCUCAAGUACGACGACAAGCGCAAGCUGCUGUGCAUCAUCUGCGAUGGCAUGAUCGUCGGCUCGGGCAACGAUCGCUCCACGCCACAGAUCGUGCUUGACAUCCUCGGCGCUGACCCUUUGAUCGAUCCGGAACCCCUGAGUUUCAAGUCGAUCGGAGAGGGAGCGAAACAACACAACAUGGCCAAGGUCUAUUCGGGCUUGUACGAAGCCUCCGGACAUAUCGUUCCUUACGUAGUCCUUGUCAAGGUCGGCAAACCAACCGAACGAUCUCGUCCCGGUAAUCGAGGCAAGCGUGAUUCGCAGAUGAUGCUCAUGCGGUUCUUGAAUCGUGUUCAUUUCGACGCGCCGAUGGCGCCUGCAGAGCUUGAACUCUACCAUCAGAUCAAGAACGUCAUUGGUGUGAACCCAUCCUUUUACGAGGUACGUUACCCAGACUUUUCCCCAAAAUCUGCGCCUCAUACUGAGCAGGUUUAUAUUUCGAACGGCAGUAUCUUCUCAUGGUUGACGCCGACACGGUCGUUGAGCCUUACUCGCUCAAUCAUCUCGUGGGUGCAUUCGUCGAGGACAAGAAGGUUAUUGGGCUGUGUGGCGAGACCUCGCUGAGCAAUGCCAAAGCUUCGUGGACAACGAUGAUGCAAGGUCGGCGGAACUCAAUCUCACCGCCCAUGCGCUAGGAUUAAAGUUGCUGACGAUAGCGAUACUCUUGCAGUUUACGAAUAUUUCAUCUCUCAUCACAUGGCCAAGGCGUUUGAGAGCUUGUUCGGCACCGUCACCUGCCUACCCGGAUGGUGAGUUGAAGCUGUCGACGCAUCUACGAAUCGUCCUAAUGCCCGAGUUGUCCGUCCAGUUUCUCGGUUUACCGCAUCCGCUCCGUCGAACACAAGCCCUUGAUCAUCGCCGACAACGUUGUGACCGAGUACGGUGAAAACAAGGUCGAGACGUUGCACGUCAAGAACUUGCUCUCGCUAGGAGAAGAUCGUUACCUGACGACGGUCAUGCUCAAGAGCUUCCCGGCCUUCAAGAUGAAGUUUUGCCGCGAAGCACACGCCCAAACGAUCGCACCGGAUGAUUGGAAGGUGCUCAUGUCGCAGCGUCGUCGUUGGAUCAACUCGACCGUGCACAACUUGAGCGAACUGAUGUUCAUUGACAAGUUGUGCGGUUUCUGUUGCUUCUCGAUGAGGUUCAUCGUCUUUAUCGAUCUACUGUCGACCAUCAUCGCACCCGUCACCGUCGCCUAUAUCGUGUACCUCAUCUACUCCGUCGCGGGUGAACACAAGGUCAUACCGACGUUCGCCUUGAUCAUGCUAGCAGCCAUCUACGGUUGUCAAGCUGUGAUCUACAUCCUUCAUCGCAAAUUCGAGCAUAUUGGUGAGUCAACGGUCUACUCUAGCAAGCGCAUAGUCAAUGCAGCUGAUCGAGUAAGGAACCGCUUUCAUAGUUUGGAUGAUCAUCUACAUCAUCGCGAUCCCGUUCUUCUCGUUCCUGUUGCCGAUCGUCAGUUUCUGGCAGAUGGACGAUUUCUCUUGGGGUUCGACGCGCGAGAUCGUAGGUGAGAAGGGCAAGCGACUCAUUGUUCAUGUGAGCUUUUUUUUUCUGGAUUCCACUUUCGGAUUGGCAGCUGAUUUGUGACUGCGUGGGGAUUUUAGGAUGAGGGCGUGUUCGAUCCCGCUUCGAUCCCGCUCAAAACGUGGCAAGACUUUGAGAACGAAUUGUGGGAGCAGGUGAGCUUAGCUUUCGGGCACCAUUCUUGAAAUCCAUUCGGCUGACCAAGCACCUACCUCAUUUUCCAGGGCUCCAACGAAUCGAUCGGCGAGAUGAUCGCCAAGCGCGAAGAAGCCGCCUACGAUGGCGAAAACCGAGGUCAAAGCCAAGUUUACGGCCACAGUGGAGGUGGCGGAGGAGGAGAAUACUACGAAUCGAACCCCUUCCUCGGCUCCGGAUCCCAGCUCGGUGGAUCGCAAGCCCCUCCCGCCUUCUCAAGUCGCGGAUCAUUGUUGGACGCUAUGACGGGGGCGUCGCCUUAUGUCGGAGCGACGACGACGGGGAUGGGAGCGAGGCAAAUGAGUGGGUUCCCUUUGGACGCGAUGUCGGAAGGUCCCGGCGGGUUCGCGGGGUCGACUAGGGGGGUUGGGUUGCCGUCUGAUGAGAGGAUUGUUGCUGAUACGCAAGUUAGUGAGUUGGAAGAGCCCCUGGGAGUGGUGCUCGGCAGCUUUGCUUUGACACUGACCCCUGUUGUCUCUCGCCUCUGCGCAGUCCUCGCCUCGGCCGAUCUCUCGACGUUGACCAAGAAGGGGGUCCGACAAGAAUUGGAAAAGCUCUACGGUUGCGACCUCGGUGCUCGUAAAGCUUUGGUCAACCAGACCAUCAGCGAGGGGCUCGGUCUUCUCUGA
Molecule: messenger RNA, 6483 nt
Organism: Microbotryum saponariae
Lineage: Eukaryota; Fungi; Basidiomycota; Microbotryomycetes; Microbotryales; Microbotryaceae
Source: the annotation of a GenBank genome assembly